AUGCCGAAAGACAGCUCCGGCGCAGGAGUACGAGUGGGUUGGAGCCCAGAGCUUACUCUCAAACUGCUUGAAUUCCUCAAAGGAGAGAAAUACUAUCGGCAAGUCUUCUUCCCUCGCUCUUCAACUCAACCUAAAGAUCGACACUUAGUCAAUCUAUUGAAACAGAGGAUGUCAGAUCAGUAUUACAAGAAAAAGUAUCAGAUUGCAGACAGCUCUACUUCUUUCGAUGAUAUACCUAGUGCAAGUAAACGAGCUAACUUCCGCAGACUGCACCCCUACUACUUCAUCCUUCAAGAGCUCUGCGAAAGGGGCGAAAAGAAGUGUCGUGCUGAAGCUCUCGAACUUCGAGAUAUGCCGAAAGCCUAUCCCGAAACAAGGAAAACACCUAAGCGAUCACAUUCCUUCAUAUCGAAUCCAUUGUCCCUCUCAGCCUCAGACGCCGGAACAGACUCUAUCGAUUCCAUCAUCUCUACCAAAUGCUCCUAUUCUAGCCGUUCUGCACCUAGUCGGCCUAAGAAGAUGAGGCCCUCUGGACCAGAUAGCUCCUCAGCACCAAUGGCAGAAGUGAGACCAUUGAGAAUCGCUGCUCGACCACCACCAUUUGGCCCGUCCCAAAGUUCUCUACACACUCCAACAAUGUCAGGAGACCUUAAAUCACUUCCGGGAGUCGGUGCAUCUCUGUUCAAGAAGGGAAAUCAUGAUUCUUCUGGUUCUGACACGGAUUCCGAUUCCGUUAUAGGUCAAGCGUCAGCAAUGUCUGACAGUUCUUCGAUCGUGUUCCUUCCAGGUCCGCCACCAGGCUCCUUCCUUCCUCGGAAGCUGGAAGAAGAGCACGCACCUGAACGUCCCAUCUCCGCAGUGAGGAAACUCGUCGUGACAAAUAAGGACCCCUUGGUCUCAAUGAACAAUGACAAACCCGAAAGAGGACCAGAUAAAACGCCUUCACGUGAUUACAAAAAGAAGGUUGCAAUGGAGGUUGAAGCCGAAGAGUCAACCUCGGUGCUUGGCACUGAGUAUGAAAAUGUUCAUCUUCUGAACCCAUCAGAGCUGGGCCGACUAUCCAACUUAGUGUUGCGACGACGCUUCAUUCAGUCGAAGCAGGAACUGAACCCUCAUUGGUACGACAGUGGGAUCCUCGACUGGAUGGACAAGUAUGGAAAUCGAGAGAGGUAUGCUCGUCAGCGAGCUACUUUGGAAUUAGGCUUGGAGCUGAUCAGAAGAUGGAGUGAACGAUCGAAUGAGGCUCACGCGACGUUGUCAACCUACAAAUUCCACUUCCCGACGCUCAAUGAGGGGGACAUAUUGGUCAGCGAGAUGUCGGAAUUGAUCGUGAAGCUCGGAGGCAUCGAUACUCUUGGAGAAAGGCUAUACUACUUCGCUCGUAGUUUCAGACAUGACCCGGUUCGCGUAAUAAGUAAAGGAGCAUUGUUUGUAAGCAGCUCAGGCGGUGUGGAAAACGACCAUAGCAUUACAUCCAUGGGUAUUUCAAGCAACUUCACUAUUGGUCACACUGAGACCUGGUACAGGACGCUUACAACCGAUCCAGCCAAAAGGAGAUGGCAGAAGAAGCACUGUAUCUGUGUAGUGUUAGAUGAGCAAAAUCCCCUUUCCGACGCCAGAAGUUCCGACGAAUGGGGUUGUGUGAUGACUCCCAUGGGAUUUGCCAAUUACAUUAGUGAGCUUAGAGAGAAAAAAAAGCUUUCAAAUGCCGGACGAGAAUAG
Molecule: messenger RNA, 1722 nt
Organism: Kwoniella mangroviensis CBS 8507
Lineage: Eukaryota; Fungi; Basidiomycota; Tremellomycetes; Tremellales; Cryptococcaceae
Exons: 9
Coding region: 1-1722 (573 amino acids)
Source: RefSeq, a predicted model, not a curated record